GGAAACGUUUUGGCCACACCUAUUAUCAACCAGCGGAUAGAUGGGUUAGCAACGCAGGCCAAUGUUUGCGACUACAUAAACACAGUCAGCUAAAUAAACACGUAUUAUUAAUUUAAAACGGUAUAUAUUUUUUUGUCGGCAUAUCAACAUAUAAUUAUGGAUUCCGUCAACGCUUUCAACUUGGAGUUAUUCUCCAUGAUUGACAUGAAGCCUCCAAUAUCACGAGCUAAGAUGAUGUCAGUCACUAAAUCAGCAAUAAAGGCUAUCAAGCUAUACAAGCAUGUCGUCCAGAUUGUGGAGAAGUUCAUCAAGAAGUGUAAGCCAGAACUGAAGGUUCCUGGUCUAUACGUGGUGGAUUCCAUAGUCCGACAGUCCCGUCAUCAGUUUGGAGUGGACAAGGACGUCUAUGGACCCAGGUUCCAAAAGAACUUCACCCCGACAUUCCAGAACCUCUACCUCUGUCCACAUGAUGACAAGAGUAAGAUCAUCCGUGUUCUCAACCUGUGGCAAAAGAAUGCUGUAUUUGAGAUGGAUGUCGUCCAGCCCCUGUUGGACAUGGCUGCUGGAUCCUUAGCCCCUACUCCCUCCCCCCAGGAGGACCUCCAGCCCCAGGUGCCCAGUGCCUCUAUAGCAUCAGUCCAGACCCCAGUCUCUAGUGCCUCCAUAGCAGCAGCCCUGCCCCAGCUCCCCCCACAGCUCCAGAACCCAGAGGCCCUGGCUGCCGUGGCACAGCUUUUCCAGUCUGGACAGGGACACGAGCUUCAGAAGAUCCUCCAGAGGUUCCAGCCAGGGCAACAGACUCCCCCUGUGGUUCCAAACACAAUGGCUGACCAGAACCACCCACAUGUGGUCCAAGGCCAGCAUAAUACACACCACCCACCGUUGAACACACACCAGACACAUCCUACGGAGCAGAAGAACUCACUAGCUAAGAAACUCCUGGACCGUUUUGAUUAUGACGACGAACCAGAAGAAGUGAAGAGAGAGGAGAAUCCCCUUGUUCCAGGGAACCAGUACGACGGCCAUUUUCCUGGUCCGAUGCAGCCCAACAUGGAGCAACAGUUUCAGGGCCAGCCUGGGAGACAGCAGACACCUGGUGGAGGAUACCCUGGUCUGAACAAGGGCUACAGCCAGAGCCAGCACACUGACCAGGGAAACUCCAGAGAAAGAGAAGAUCCGUCUGGGAGGAGGGAGGGGAGGCAGCGGGGUCACGGCAGGAGGUCACGCUCCAGGUCUGGCUCUCGUUCUCCCAGGAGAAAGAGGUCCCCCGGUUCUCCCUCCCGGAAACCCCGACACUCUUCCCAGCGCUCCGGGUCCCGCUCCAGGGAGAGUCGCUGGAACUCCCCUCGCUCCCGCUCGCAGGAGAGGAAGGAGAGAGAGAAGGACAAAGACCGUAGACAGAAAGGUCUGCCCAGCAUCAAGAGCCAGACACUCAGUGUUUGCACCACGACUCUGUGGGUGGGCCAGCUGGACAAGAAGACUUCUCAGCAGGACGUCAUGUGUUUACUAGAGGAGUUUGGGCAGAUAGAAUCCAUCAAUAUGAUACCUCCUCGUGGAUGUGCCUACAUAGUGAUGGUCCACAGGCAGGAUGCCUACAGAGCUCUACACAAACUCGGCAGAGGAUCCUUCAAGGUCAACCAGAAGGCUAUCAAGAUUGCGUGGGCCUUGAACAAGGGUAUAAAGGCGACCCAUAAGAAGUUCUGGGAUGUAGAGCGAGGCGUCACCUACAUCCCCUGGAGCAAGGUGAAGAUGGAGGAGCUGGAGGGGUCCAGGGAGGGAGGCAUGCUGGACGCAGACACACUCUGUCCAGAGUGGGGAGAUGACGUGAAGGAGCUGACUAAACCAGGAGGACUGAACAACGGAGGAGGAGUGGAUGCCAUGGAAACCGAGGGAGCUGCCACCGCCCAUGUACAGGUGCCUCCAGUCCAGCCAAUAGGGUCUGUGGGUGGUCCCCCUGGCCCCCCAACCCCCUCUCUCACCCCCAGUGGUCCCCCUGGCCCCCCAACCCCCUCUCUCACCCCCAGUGGUCCCCCUUCCUUCCUGCUCGCAGACUUCAACCCCACACAGAUGCCUCCAGGUUUCCCUCCACCAGUGGUGGGAGGACCAAGGAGCACCAGAGAUGACUCGGGGUCUAAAGACAAGGCUGGAGGGAGUGGUGGCCUCCUGGCCCCUCAGACGCUCCAGACAGCCAGCUGGGAGCUCCAGGGCCAGGGGCCGUGAUGAGUCCUC
This is a messenger RNA of Oncorhynchus gorbuscha (pink salmon), 2229 nucleotides long. Its product is annotated as SR-related and CTD-associated factor 4-like. Gene Ontology annotation, molecular function: RNA binding; RNA polymerase II C-terminal domain phosphoserine binding. The coding region runs from base 157 to 2220 and encodes 687 amino acids. The transcript is spliced from 14 exons. Gene Ontology annotation, biological process: negative regulation of termination of RNA polymerase II transcription, poly(A)-coupled. The record is from RefSeq and is a predicted model, not a curated record. NCBI's taxonomy places the organism in Eukaryota, Metazoa, Chordata, Actinopteri, Salmoniformes, Salmonidae. Gene Ontology annotation, cellular component: nucleus.